UUAUUAUUUUUCCUUGAAAAGAAUAAAAGGUCUUCAUCAAAGAAAAUAUUAUUUAAGGAUAAGAUUUUGAAUGUUUAACCAUAGAUAACCUUUUCACUAUUCCUAGCUUUUCGGUUGCUAUGGCGCCAAAAUUUCAAACAACGCCGCCCACACAGUGACUUGUAAAAAUCUUGUAAAAUCCAAAGACUUGUAAAAUCAAAUAAAAUACACAGGCCGAUAUUUUAAAAGAGAAAUAAGAUAAAAACUUUAUGAAAUUAUUAUCGAGCUAAGGAUUUUUCUGUGGAUACAAUAAACAAUAAUGAAUUUUAAUAUUGAAGAUCCUUUAGCAGGUAUUUUAAGUGACGGUAGUGACGAUAGUUUCUUUGACGAUGAUAUACUGGGAAAGAAAAAGCCUCCAAAGAAAAAAGAAACUCCUACAGCGGAAAGGAAAAACGCUUUAUUCGAUAUAGGUGAACCAAUAACGCAAACUAAUAACACUAAAGCUGAAGAUAAAGAUUUGUUUGGAGAUGAGAACUUGAAACGAGAGUCGUCAUACAAUGAGGUUAAAAGUGCUCAAAAAGCAUCUCCAACACCUUUCAAACGUACAAUAUCUAAAGAUUCAAUCAAAAUUAAUCAGAAUGAAGCAAAAACUAAACUACUGACUGAAAAAAUUGAAGUAGCAAAGUCCCCAGCUAAAUCCAAACCUAUCAUGAAUGUUGAUAAAUUAAAUAUUCUAGACGAUGCAAAGAAAGAUCCAAUGAAACCUCUUGAAAGGGGUAAAAGUUCGCAAUCUUUAUUUGAUGACAUUUUGGGAGGUCCAUCAUUAAAAUCAGGCACAUCAACUCAAUUUACAAAACCCACGACUGCUGCAAAAAAAGAGGAUUUUGAUUUAGAUUCUAUUUUAGGAAACACAGAACCUAAAACUACCUCUAGUAAAAUUGAAUCACAAAAACCUGUAAAAAUUGAGCCCCCAAAAGAUAUUAAACCUAAAAAAGGUAAACCCAGCGAUGACUGGCUAGGAAUUUUUCAAGAAAAAGACGAAGUUAUGGAAGAGGAUGAUACCGAUGACGUACCAGCAUGGUUAGGAGGCGGUGAUAAAAAGAAAAAGGCUGUUAACGAACCAAGUAUGAAAACUAAGCCAACUAAACAAUCACAUCCUGAAGAAAAACCUAAAUCAGUAGUUGAAACUGAUGAGACAAACAAAACUACUAUUGAUUCUAAUAUAGAUAAGGUUAUGAAAGCUGAUUUUACUCCUAAUGCCCCAAAGCUGGAUAUAAAUCAGGAAGAUUUAACAAUGGAAGGAGCGUCUCUUUAUUUACAACAACAAGAAUCUCAGCUAAUGAUUGCUCUGCAGUUGAAAGCACAAGAUGAAAAGUUAGCUUCAAUGCAGUUGCGACAGAAAGAAAGUCAGCGAGUACAACGUGAAGCGGCGUUAGCACAACACGAACAGAUCGACGCGAUGCUUCGGCGACAAGCCCAGCACAGGCAGCAGAUGCAGAAUAUCAUUGCUGCACAUCAGGAGCGAAUCACACAAAGGAUAAAAGCUUUAUUAGGUGAUGUCAAUACUGAACAUGACGAAGAACUAGAAAUGACAAAUGAAUAUGAAACUACAGAAAAUCGUAAAGAGAGUCCACAGGCAAAGGAAAGGAAGCAAUUGCUGCAACUUGUACAAUCUCUGCAAGAAAACCAUGACAAAGAAGUUGAUUUAAUGGAAACUUCUUAUAGACGACAGCUAGCUUUCUUAGAGGUUUCUUUUACUCAAACAGAAGAAAGAAUGAAAGAGGAGAGCGAAAAACUCGUAAAGUUCUACGCGGAGAAAAUAAGCUGGCUUGACGAACACCAUCAGUUGUAUAAGAGGAUGUAUGAAGAUAAUUUAAGCUCUUUAACAGAAAGACAUAAAAAUGAACAUGAUUUGAUUAGACAACAACAUUUGGAGAAUAUUAAAGUUUUACAGGAGCAUCAUGCAGCUUUGAUGGAGAAUAUCAAAAAUGCAGUAAAACAGGAGCAAGUACUGAUAAAAGAUUCUGCUAGUUUUUCAUCGGAUCUUCAGGAAUUGUUGUCGAACGUAAAAAUUGGUAAUGAAAAAUGUGGUCAGUUAUAUGAGAAAGUCGAAUUACUUUCACAAAAUACUCACAGGGAUACAGAGAGAAGUUUGCAGAUACGAGAAACCCAAAUAACUGAUAUGAUAGAACAACUGAGAAAGGAAAGAGAGAGUUUUGAAAAAGAGAAAUCAGAAAGCAAAAGUAUGGUUAACAUGUUGGAAGCUCGACUGAAACAAAUGACUUCGAUGAUUGAAGAAGAAUCUGCAUUAUUAAGGCAAAAGAAAAUGGAAUUCGAGUUCGAAAAAGCAACGUUUAGCAAACAAACGGAAUUUGCAAAAAAUGUGUUGAAGAAACAAGAUGAAGAAAUUAAGAUGUUAAAAGAAGAUAUACAAAAAGAAUACCAAGAUAAAGUUGCGAAGAUAGAUGAAGAAAGGGCUAAAGCUUUGAAAGACAGUGCUUUGGUUGCUAAGGAGAAAGCUUCUAUACAGAGUUUGAAGUUGGAACUUGAGAAAACGAAGGCAGAAUUACAAGCGCAGUUGGAAGAGCUAACAGAAGAAAGGACGAAGAUAAACACUGAGAAACAAGAGUUGCAUUUGGAGGAACAGAGAGUCAUGUCCAAAAGCAGAGACUUAGACCUACUAGCCAAGACAGCAAUGGAGAAGCAGUCCCAAGCGGACAAGAAAUAUUCCGAAGCUGAAUUCCUCCAAAGAAAAUACGAAGAUAGGAUACGAAGAGUUCAGGAGCAUGUCGUCUCACUUAAUGCGAGAGAAAAGCAAAUUGCUAAGGAAAAAGUGGCUUUAUCCAGAGAAAGAUUGAGUUUACACAAUGAAAGGAAAGAGAUAGACAAUCGUCAACAGUGUUCUUUAUGCAGAAGUUCACAAUAUAAUACGGAAUAUGCUUACAUGGCGUACAAUGCGCCUGCUUCGAGGGUAUACGGUGAUGUGUCAAGGGAAUAUGGGAAUUUAAGCGCUCCUGUGAACGUAGUAGAGGCGGAAAUGGCUCAACUGAUGGGAAGGGUUGGACAUGAAGUAAAUGUGGAUGGGAUUGAUGGAGAUCAAGAACCGGGGCCGUUAAAGGAUUACAUGGAUCCAAAGUUAAUGAUGCUGCGCUUAGAUGUUCAGCAAGUAAUAAGUCAUUUAGACCAAACUAAGAAAGACGAAAUAAAAAAUAGUCAUCAGGAAUGACAGUUUGUCAUUACUAAACUAUGGGGAUGAAUCAGGCAUAGUACUCAUACCUACGCAUCACGAAAGUUGAACCAUCGUCCAUCUCAACCCAUCGUCCACUACUAAGCACGGGUCUCCUCUCAAAAUGAGAAGGACUUAUAAUUCACCACGCUUGCCAAGUACGAACUGACAGACGUGAGGUGGGCUAAUUAGUAGUGAUUAUUUUCGUAAGGCCAAAUGUGUUCGUUAAAAUAAUGAUAAAAUGAAAUAAAAAGACUGAAAAUAUAUUAGAAUUGUUUCAUUUAAUUUACUUCGACGAUUAUAACAUUUUUAUUAUUACGUAUUUUUUUCUUAUAAUAUUAAUCGUGUUAUCAAAAUGUACACAAAUGCUUAACUAAAGGAUAUCCUUAUUAAUAUUUCAAUGUAAAAAUAGUAACUAUACAUAUUUUAUUUUUAUUUUAACUAUUUAAGGAUACUAAGGUAUGUUACUAAACAUAUAGAUUUAGAAGUACAUACGCUUAAUGGCUUUAUAAUAAAAUUCAUAAAUUAAGAUUAUUGCUUAUAUAUAUUUUUAAUUAUGAUUCGGAGCAUCGGUUUCCUUACACCGAAUUUUAAACUACCUACAUCCAGUCUUAAGGUAAAAAAAAAUCGUUUUAGGUAGCAAUAAUAAUAUAUGGACGGCCUGGCCUUAUAUUUGUCUAAAACUAACCCAGAUCUAAAAUUCUACACUAUG
Molecule: messenger RNA, 3917 nt
Organism: Maniola jurtina (meadow brown)
Lineage: Eukaryota; Metazoa; Arthropoda; Insecta; Lepidoptera; Nymphalidae
Product: cytadherence high molecular weight protein 2-like
Exons: 11
Coding region: 299-3205 (968 amino acids)
Biological process (GO): cilium assembly; establishment of epithelial cell polarity
Cellular component (GO): ciliary basal body; ciliary transition fiber; centriole
Source: RefSeq, a predicted model, not a curated record